Messenger RNA from Macroventuria anomochaeta, 2227 nucleotides. RefSeq lists its product as uncharacterized. Gene Ontology annotation, cellular component: Swi5-Swi2 complex; Swi5-Sfr1 complex. The transcript has 2 exons. The record is from RefSeq and is a predicted model, not a curated record. NCBI's taxonomy places the organism in Eukaryota, Fungi, Ascomycota, Dothideomycetes, Pleosporales, Didymellaceae. Gene Ontology annotation, biological process: meiotic joint molecule formation; double-strand break repair via homologous recombination; meiotic DNA recombinase assembly involved in reciprocal meiotic recombination. Bases 278 to 2122 code for a protein of 614 amino acids.
ACUUCGAUGGCUCCGGCGUGGAGGCCUAAGCGGCAAUUGACAUGUGAUGGCGCGUACGAGGAGGGUUCUUGUAACUCGGGGGGUGUAGCUGCAAAGAGUAACAGGAGAAAGCGUCGUCGCCUUCGACGACCCUAUUGAUGCCGCGUCGCAAUCUACUGCUUACGUGAAGGGAAGGCGCCCCCGUCAUUGGUCUCCAGCGGGCGGGCCUUCCGCCACUCCCGGCGACGAACGCCAUUUAUCUCCGAGCUGCAUCACAUUUCACUCACCUUGCAACAACAUGGCCAUUGGUACAGGUGUCACUGAGAUUGCCGAGAGUGAAGAGGAGCUGCUGAUGUCUUCACCUGCUGCUGUUUCAGAUGCAGCCGUUGACAAGCUUUCUGCGACAGCUUGUCAAGACGCCCAAGUCGUGGCUUGCCCUCACCAAAAACCCGCUGAGCACAGUGCCAAUGAAGCCUCAAGUCGCACCGAUCGCUUGGGUGUCGAUCAGCAGAAACCUUCGUCGAACCCCGAGGCAACACAUCUUGAUCCACCUGACUUGCAGCCUGUACAGCAGAUAGCGACUAACGACAUCAGCACGUGCACCACAAGCGCUCUAAUAAAACCAGACGUGCCACCACCACAAGCCAAUAUCGAUGCGGUCGGUGUAAACCACCAGGUCAGCUGCGCUGAUGUGGAUAGUGCAGGCGGUGAGACCAGCGCUUUGCAAGAUACGAAAACCGUGACGGAAACUGGAACUGCAACACAGCUUGACGAUCGUACAUCUACGCCAAUCAACGUCCAGAUCGAGGUUAGCAACGGUCAGGACAACGAGCAGCAGCCAAGUCCAUCAGAGCCCUUACCUGUCAAUUAUGGUGGCGUCGAUAUUGAGCACGUCAAACCCUCCAUGGAAGGCUCACAAGACGAAGCACUUGACAGCCACACAGCGACACUAGAACCGUCACACACUGAUCUCGUACAUCUCAUUAGCAGGCGACAAGAACCUAUCCAGUGUGACCCGGCUGGGGAUCGCCCUACCAAGGAUGUUGAGGGUGCCGAUGAUGAAGCUGUGGCUGGAAGGCCUCAACAUGACAUUUCCUUGGAAACAUCAGUCGAGUUGCCCGCUUUCACUGCUACGGAUCCGCCAGAUCUAAGCAUGAACACCAGCCAUGCUAUCCCUUACACAACAGACGCCUCAGACUCUAUGGACCUAGACCCAACACUGGCAGCUACCGACUUGGCCACAUCUCGUACCGGUCCGGCCCAAGACACGAAUGUCACAGCGUUGCCUGGUUCCCAUGAUGGUUGCAGUAUCGCAGAGAGCCCGAAGCCUGAACAGAUCAUCGGACGAGCCGCAGGGGCCUCGGCACUGUUAGCUGACGCUGAACCUACUGCUGAUAUCAACUAUCACAAACUUAGCGGCAAUGGCAGUUCCACAUCUAGUUCGGCAGCUCGGAGCACGGCAACACAUGCGUUUGAACCACACGUUGAGAAACCAGGAAAUCAGGGUAUGGCACUUGGGGCUACGAUUCAAGCUUCGACCACCAUGGAGGACACGUUUACCCAGACGCCAACCGCUUCCUUAAUAGAACGAGGCCCAGAAGAAAUUCCUGCUCCUGCGAAGGCUGAAGAAGCAAUAGCGGAGCAGGUGAAUGAGAUCCCAGCCCGAAGCACGACCGAGGCAGUGCAAUCAUCUCAUCCACAAGAUCGCGGGGUUGAAGAUGACCAAAGCUUGGCAUCCGCAGCACCCGAAACACAGACACAAUCGCAGUUCACCGCUUCACAAGCCAGUGAGCCUACCCCACCGUGCCCAGCGGCCAAAUUGACGCCACAGGAGGUCACGCUCGCCAAGCUCAGGGCGCAAAAGGCUGCACUUCUUGCCUCACUGGGAGCUCUACCGGCCAUUCAGGUGCUCAUCGAAGAGAACCAAACCUCUGAUGUCGACAUGUCCGACGACGAUGGCGAACCUACGGAUGCUGACAUUAUGGCUGCGGCGAACAAUAUCGUCAAGGAACACAUCAAGUUGCUGCACGACUACAACGAGCUGAAGGAUGUUGGACAAGGCUUGAUGGGUCUCAUUGCUGACCAACGCGGUGUGAGGAUUGUGGAAGUUCAAGAUGAGCUUGGCAUCGAUGCCAAUGAUUGACGGAUUCGAACAGACGAUGAUGAUACGAGCUUGUAUCCUGCUGACUGCAUUUCAGACUGCUACGGUGUUAUGGAUAGUGCAAGAAUUACGAUACCCAGGAAGAGU